AUGUGGGACGUAUCAGUGACGUAUCAGUUUUCUGGCGGAGAGGUUCUGCGUGGGCGUGGGUGGUGGGUCAAAAGCGGUGGUGGAAAAUGGGAAACGUUGAGGCAUGGUUUGGAAAGAACGAUUUUCAUUAAUCGAUGUGUCCGGGAUGAAUUGCCUAGGUUGGGACGCGCAUGGGAGUGUGGUGAUCCAUUGUUGAGUGGAAACGGGAUGUUCGAUUGUGGUGUCUGUGGGCAAAGCAAGCAACGUACGCGUGAAACGGUGGGUUACCCGCUAUUGUGCGUCGUUUCUGAGACAAGUUGUUCGAAAAUAUGGUCCCUUUGGAUGGAAUAUGACACGUAGAGUUUGACCAAAAAGGAUGAUGGAAAGACGAGUGAACGGGGUCAUGGUUUGCAUCGCCUUUGCCUCGCAUUGCGGGUUACAGGAAAGAAAGACAAGAAGCAAGUUUUCAUGUGUGUAUGAUGAAGGAAAAACGAGGUGCAAGCAGUUGUUGCGAAGCGGUAGUCAUACCAAUCGCUAUCGGUUUUGUUGGUGCGAUUUGUAGCAGCGAGGAGGUAAUAUACAGUACAGUAUAUGUGGUCAGGCGCGAGCAUGCUAAGGGUGUAGCGUAGGGUGUAGCGUGGAUUGUGGUUGUGUACGAAGGCAAGUGGAGGGUGCGACGGGGGGGUGGACGGAAAUAGAAUAUAUCGCGAACUCCCUUGUUAUGUCAACAAGGAUCCGUACAGGUACAGUAUGUACUCAACAACAAAAGAAAUGCAUGAGUUAAGUG
This is a messenger RNA of Chondrus crispus (carragheen), 766 nucleotides long. RefSeq lists its product as hypothetical. Bases 1 to 339 code for a protein of 112 amino acids. The record is from RefSeq and is a predicted model, not a curated record. The transcript is spliced from 2 exons. NCBI's taxonomy places the organism in Eukaryota, Rhodophyta, Florideophyceae, Gigartinales, Gigartinaceae.